AUGGAUCCUUUUGAAGACUUGUAUGGAAGAAGAUAUAGGUCUCCGGUGGGAUGGUUCAAAGUAGGUAAGAUGGCAUUGAUUGGUCUCGAUUUUGUAGUAGAUGCAAUGGAGAAGGCAAGACUCAUAAGAGAAAGAUUGGAGACAGCUCAAAGUCACCAUAAUUCAUAUUCAUACCUAAUAAAGAGAGACCUUGAAUUUGAUGUAGAUGAUUGGGUAUAUUUAAAGGUUUCACGCAUGAAGGGUGUAAUUUAUUUGGGUAAGAAAGGGAAUUUGAGUCCUACGUAUGUAGGAACUUAUAAGGUAUUGAAACAUAUUGGCAAGGUGGAAUAUGAGUUAGACUUGCCAUUUGAGUUGGGUAUGGUUCAUUCGGUGUGUCCUGUAUCGAUGUUGAAAAAGUUUGUGGGUGAUCCAAAUGCUAUUGUACCAUUGAAGAAUGUCAACAUUGGAGAGAACUUAACUAAUCAGGAUUUUCCAGUGGAAAUCUUAGACCAGCAAGUGAAUAGAAAGAAAGAGGUUGCUUCUUUUAAGGUUUUAUGGAGAAAUCAACAAGUAGAGAGUGUACAUAGGAAGUGA
This is a messenger RNA of Solanum dulcamara, 573 nucleotides long. RefSeq lists its product as uncharacterized. NCBI's taxonomy places the organism in Eukaryota, Viridiplantae, Streptophyta, Magnoliopsida, Solanales, Solanaceae. The record is from RefSeq and is a predicted model, not a curated record. The transcript has a single exon. Bases 1 to 573 code for a protein of 190 amino acids.